This is a messenger RNA of Chaetura pelagica (chimney swift), 540 nucleotides long. It is a transcript of the gene VMO1, whose product is annotated as vitelline membrane outer layer 1 homolog (chicken). Bases 1 to 540 code for a protein of 179 amino acids. The transcript is spliced from 3 exons. The record is from RefSeq and is a predicted model, not a curated record. NCBI's taxonomy places the organism in Eukaryota, Metazoa, Chordata, Aves, Apodiformes, Apodidae.
AUGCCAGCUACCCUCAUCCUGCUCCUCUCCCUCUCUGUGGUGGGCACAGGGGCACGUGAACACUCUUCUGUCCUCACUGUGCCCAACGGAAGCCACUGGGGCAAAUGGGGCAGGAGUCAAUUUUGCCGCUAUGGCUCUGCUGAUGGAUUUGCACUGAAGGUGGAGCCCUCCCAGUUUGGAAGAGAUGACACAGCUCUGAAUGGCCUACGUCUGCAUUGCCAGGAUGACUCAGUCAUUGAGUCCUUGGUGGGCAAGUGGGGUACCUGGACCAGCUUCCAGGUUUGUCCCAGAGGCUACCUGAUCUCCUUCUCUCUGAGAACAGAGAUGUCCCAAGGAGGAGGUGAUGACACAGCUGCCAACAACAUACAGUUCAGAUGCUCAGAUGAAACUGUGCUAGUGGGUGAUGGACUAUCAUGGGGUAGUUUUGGCCCAUGGAGCAACAGCUGCAACAUAUGUGGUCUCCAGACCAAGGUAGAGCCCCCACAGGGGCUUUGGGAUGACACAGCACUCAACAAUGUGAAGUUCUUCUGCUGUAAAUGA